This is a messenger RNA of Paramuricea clavata, 1327 nucleotides long. NCBI's taxonomy places the organism in Eukaryota, Metazoa, Cnidaria, Anthozoa, Malacalcyonacea, Plexauridae. The record is from the annotation of a GenBank genome assembly.
UCCCGAUUCACCGAAAGAUAAAAGUUUUUCUGAGCUUUGUGAAAUGUUACCUACUCAUUACAAACCGAAACGUUUGGUUGUAGCCGAAACUUAUAGAUUUUAUCGGUGUAUUCAAGAAGAAAAUGAAAAUGUUUCUGAUAAUCUGAUUACAGUGCACGUUUGCGACAUUGUGCUUCCAUGCACUUGUGAUUUUGGUCAGUUCUUGAACCGUUCUCUGCAUGAUCAAUUUAUAUGCGGAAUUUGUAAUUCAGCUACUCGGAAAAAGUUACUGAAUGAAGACCAUACUUUUCAAGAUGUGUUAAAAGUGGCCAUAGCUGAUGAAGCUGCUAGUAAGGAGACUUUAGCAUUUCAAAACAAUACGAAACCAGUGAAUGAAUCUGUGCAUGCUGUGGGUAGAAAUCAAAUUCCUGAUAAGUUUUCAAAUAGCAGGAAUACAUCAAAUUCCAAUAACCUAAGACCACCAUUGCCUACCGCCCAGAAAUUUUCAUAUGCCUGUUAUUCCUGUGGAGGUACUGAACAUUCUCGGACCCAGUGUAGAUUUAGAAAUGUUGUAUGCAGCCGAUGUAAGCGGACUGGUCACAUUGCUCGUGUUUGCAAGAGAGGUAACAUGCUAAAUAACUUUGUCGAACAGAAACUGAGUUCAGAUGAUGUGUUUCUUGAGGAAGAAUUAUUUACGGUUUUUGAUGUUAACUCCCUAUACAAAUCAGAAACCUUGAAAAUUGAGAAUCAAGAGUGUUCCUUACAAUUAGAUACUGGUUGUGCAUUGUCCUUGGCCCCCCAAACAUUCUAUGAGCAAUUUUGUUCCCAUAUCCCUUUAAAACCUACCGCAGUGAGAUUAUCUACCUAUACCGGUGAAAAGAUUCAACCUUUGGGACAAAUCAAUGUUAUUGUUACUUAUGCUGGAACUCGGCACUCUCUUCCAUUACUGGUAGUACCACAGGGCUCUGGUGUUUUAUUUGGAAGAAACUGGCUAAGGUGUAUAAAGCUAGAUUGGAACAAUUUGCCUGGAAUUGAGUUACCGUCAUUUACUACCACAGCUACAUGCUCCAAGAUUUCUGAAAAUAAGAAUACAUUGGACUCACUCCUGUCAAAAUAUGAUGAACUGUUUCAACCUCAACUUGGGUGUUACACUGGUGAUGCUGUAGUUCUCAAUGAAAGUAAGGGAGCUGAAUUCCAUAAAGCACGUCCAGUUCCAUAUGCAAUACAGACACGAUUUGAAAGUGCUCUACUAAAAAUGGAAAAAGAUGGUGUCAUUGAGAGGAUUUCGUCUGCUGUUAGUGCUGCCCCUAUUGUUACGGUGGGCAAAAAGGACGGUGAUGAAGUUCGA